AUGUCUGCCGAGAGGUGGUCGGGCUCGGGCCGAGGCGGUGAGGUAAGGGCGGCGGAAGCUUCUGGGCCCGCGGCGAGCUGCCUUCUAUCCCUCGCGGCAGCGGAGGCCAGGGUCUGCCGGCGCAGACCUGCCGAGCGCUCCGUGGCCCAGCAGCUACCGCGGAGUGGGACGGGGAUUUCCUACCGCACCUCCAAUCAGCUUUUGGGUCAGAGCAGGAACCGAGGUGUAGCGCAGCAGAGAUCAAAAGAUGGAGAGAAAAAAACAGACACCAGAAGGCAUGAUGGAGAUGACUCUUCUGUCAGAAUUAUGAGCAGGACUUUAUACCAGACCUCCUCGUGCAGCAGAGGUUCCAUGAAACCAGACAGGUUCAGUAAAACUACAAACGAGAAGUUGACUCAAGCUCCAAAACCAGAAUCUUAUCCUGUACUCACAUUUGAAGCUACUGUUCUGGACUUCGACAAGUCACAGAGUUUGAGAAGAAGUGAGAUACUGAAUGUACAUCAUAGGAGUGGACCACUAUGUUCAGCAGAAAGAAACAUAACGUGCCUUAGCCAACCGCAGAUGUCUCGUUUGUUGAAGACAGAGGAAGAUACCUUUGGAGAAAGCAAAGCUUCAUCAAAAACUUUAGCUGACACUACAGCCAGCUUAAUGCCCACUUCUCUUGAUAGUAGAGAUGGCUCUGCUCAGCCACAUGUGUCUUGGGCCAUGGUACUUUCACAGCCUCGGAAGAAAAUUGUGUCAUCACCAGCAUCUGAAGGCCCUUCCACAAGCAAAGGGAGGGAAGAUAGUGAAGCAAAGCAGUCAGAAACAAAAAACAAUGCUAGUGAAACUGAGCCUGAGGAAACAUCAGAAAAGAAGAAAAAAAAGAAGAAAAAGAAGAAAAAAACGAAAUCACCUGCUGAUGCAGAAAAACCUCAAAAUGAAGCUAGUAUAAUACAGGAACCGCCAAGGAUCGAGGAUGCUGAGGAGUUUCCUGAUCUGACAGCUGCUUCUGAUAAGAGAAACCGACCAGGAUCUCAGAAAUCAUCAUUUGCUCCUGCUUUUAGAAAGCACUCUGAAAUCCGUCUCCACGAAGAGCCUUGGGAUACUCGUUCUUCCACACUGGAUGGAGCUCUUAAAGUGGAUGGACUGUCAGGGAAGCAAGUUUCAUCUUCUAUAUUAGCAAGAAAGAAAAUUCAGGAAACACCCAGGAGCAGUGGUAAGAAGAGUCAGAUUCCUGUCCAAUUGGAUUUAGGUGACAUGCUGGCAGUCUUGGAACAGAAGCAGCAAACAGAGAAGUCAAAACAGUCUUCUAAGCCUGUGGUGCUUUCAGUUGGUGGUGCCAUGCCAUUGCUUUCUAAAGAACCUGCUGCAGCCACAAAAAGUCACCGGUUAAACCAAGGAAAGAUGCCGCAUAACCCUUUGGAUUCCAGCGCUCCUUUGGUAAAGAAAGGGAAACAGAGAGAAGUCCCUAAAGCAAAGAGACCGACACCUCUGAAAAAGAUUAUUCUCAAAGAAAGAGAACAACGAAAACAGCAGCAUCUGCUAGAACAGCUGCCACUGCUGAAAAAUGGAGAUACUAACUGUCACUCUGCAGAAAAUAUUACUGAAGCUGAAACCCUUGCACAGGAUAGUCAAGCAGCUGUUUCUGCAACUCAAGUUGCUGAAGGGAUUCUGAGCAGCACAGAGAUCAAGGAAUCUACAGAAAUUUGUGUGACUUCAAAGCAGCCAACCUCCAACCUUCCAAAAAUCCAUAGCAGGAAUUUCAGAGAUUAUUGCAGCCAGGUACUUAGUAAAGAAGUUGACAGUUGUGUGACAGAUCUUUUAAAAGAGCUGGUUCGUUUCCAAGAUCGCUUGUAUCAGAAAGAUCCAGUAAAGGCCAAGAUAAAACGCAGGCUUGUCAUGGGUCUUAGAGAAGUUUUGAAACAUCUGAAGCUGAAAAAACUGAAGUGCGUCAUCAUUUCUCCCAACUGUGAAAAGAUUCAGUCAAAAGGUGGAUUGGAUGAAACUCUACACAACAUUAUUGACACUGCUUGUGAACAGAAUAUUCCCUUUGUUUUUGCCCUUAAUCGCAAGUCCUUAGGCCGCUGUGUGAACAAAGCAGUGCCUGUGAGUGUGGUGGGAAUUUUUAGCUAUGAUGGGGCUCAGGACCAUUUUCAUAGAAUGGUGCAACUGACAACAGAAGCCAGGAAGGCUUACAAAGAUAUGAUAGCAGCUUUAGAGGAGGAAACUGAAGAACCAAGAGAAACCCAACCCAGCAUCUUAACCACUGAAUGUGAAAAAAAAGGCUUAUCAGAAACUGGUCCUUCCAAGGACUCUGAUGAAGAUGUACCAAAUUACAUUAAAAUCUGGAAGAGAAAACUCGAAGAAGAGUACAACCCAUAUGCACUGGAACUGGAAAAGAAUGCAGCUGCUGGCACUGCGAUAGUGAAUUCAGAAGAGCAUCAGUAAACCCAGAUCUCGUUCUAGAGGGCUUCUGAUUGUUAAUUUAUUUCUUCUUUUUCUUUUUUUUUCUUUCUUAAGGAGAUCCCUAGGAGGAGGAUAGCAAAAUAAUUUUGAGAAAUAUCUGAAGUCGGCUAAGUUAACUAAGCUGUUCAGAAUCUUUUUAAGCGAAGUGCACACUGAAGCACAUGAGACACUGGCUCGUGCUCUCCUACAUUCUGUGUAUUUGGCUGAUGACACAGCAAAUUUUCUUAGCCAUGAACCACUUGAACAGGCUUUGCACAGUGCAUUGGUUUUAUGGACUACUAUUGACUUGUUAAUGAUAAAACAUACCAAAAGAAUUUACUAGGAACACAGUUUUAUAUGGGAGAUGAUUCUGUGAGCCAGGUUUGGCCUUGUGAGGAGCUGUUUUCUAUUUUUCCACUCUUGCUUAAAGAACUUCAACUGUUUUCUAACUGUGGGUUUGGUUUUAGUUUUUUUCAUCUAAAUAAACCUGCUCAGGUGGGGAGGCUGGCAUAAAUGUCGCUUUCAGUUAGUAAGAAAUUAAUUAUGGGCAGGUAGCUUAAUUAAAACUAAUAAGGAAGGCUAAAGUAACACUCAGAAGAGCUAACUGGGAACUUUGCUAUUUUAUUUUUUGGGGAUCCAACAGCAGGGGCAAAGGAGCAUAGACUAAUAAGGUCUGAAAUUCCUGAAGUAAAAGUGUUAUGUUUAGACAUUUUAUAAAGAUGAUUAAGUUAAUGUUUCUGCUGCUACUGAGACUAGUUUGUGAUAGGUCCAAGUUUGAAGAUACUGAAGGACAGCAAAUAUGCUGGCCUGCUAUUGUAUACUUACCUUCUCCAAGCUGACAGACUACUUAUUCCUUCAGUUUGGGGUGUCAGUAGAUUAUAUAUAUAUAUAAGGUUUUGAUCAAUCUCAAUUUGUACCUAUGGUAGGGAAAAAAUAUCUGACAGGAAAUUAAAUUUAUAUCUCAGAAGAAAUGAAAUUUUAAAACCAAAAUGUGCUUGGUGGUGGAGCACCUUAGAGGGGAUGUCCUAUACAAAUACCAUUGUUUACAAGUUGCAGACAUAAUAAGGACAAGCCUAAAGCAAGUAAUUGGAAGAUGCACAUGUAACUUCUGUCAGCUGUUCUGAAAGAUGAUAUAGCUGCCAUGUGCUGCUGCCAGCAUGUCUGAAAUGUGUCUGUAAGAGCCUCACCACGUUUAACAUUUGUAGUGCAAUACCUGGGAAAGUAGCUGCCUUGUGAAGUUAGAAGUUACAUGAAAACUUUCAGUAAUUUUUGGAUUCAAACAAUUUUGUAGAAUGUAAAUGGUAUUAAAAUCUGUUACCAAUAUAUUGAUUCUAUAAAGUAUGGUUGUGACAUAA
Molecule: messenger RNA, 3782 nt
Organism: Pogoniulus pusillus (Red-fronted tinkerbird)
Lineage: Eukaryota; Metazoa; Chordata; Aves; Piciformes; Lybiidae
Gene: SECISBP2
Product: SECIS binding protein 2
Exons: 17
Coding region: 1-2430 (809 amino acids)
Biological process (GO): selenocysteine incorporation
Cellular component (GO): ribonucleoprotein complex
Molecular function (GO): selenocysteine insertion sequence binding; ribonucleoprotein complex binding; mRNA 3'-UTR binding
Source: RefSeq, a predicted model, not a curated record